This is a messenger RNA of Anoplopoma fimbria (sablefish), 7001 nucleotides long. RefSeq names its product mitogen-activated protein kinase kinase kinase 10 (gene map3k10). Gene Ontology annotation, biological process: positive regulation of apoptotic process; protein phosphorylation. Gene Ontology annotation, molecular function: ATP binding; protein binding; JUN kinase kinase kinase activity. NCBI's taxonomy places the organism in Eukaryota, Metazoa, Chordata, Actinopteri, Perciformes, Anoplopomatidae. The record is from RefSeq and is a predicted model, not a curated record. The transcript is spliced from 11 exons. Bases 1929 to 5240 code for a protein of 1103 amino acids.
CGGUGUGUUUGGAUGCAAAGUCAGCCCACAGACUGACAGCUCGUCGCUCCAAAUGUCACGUCUCUGUGGACGCGUAGUCUAUUUGAAUGCGUCGGACCUCCGGACAGCUGGAUGAGCAGCACCAACACGGAGCCCCAGGAGCGUUUUAGCUUUGUCGCCAAAAUUGGGUUACUGACCUGGAUGGUCCCUCUUUACUCGGAUGUAACCACACGCCCAUGCGACGGUAUCGGUGGAUCUAGCUGCCAGUGUCCAGGUUAGGUUACAGUAAAUGAUAAUUGUUUACGUAUUAAAGUCCGUCUGUUUGGGCGGAAGACGUCAGCUGGGACUGGAUACAACAUUUGCUCGCAUAAUAAAUACUCGUUUCUAUUAUUACUAAUGAUUUUACUAUUAUUAAUAUAAUUAUGCUAUAUUAUUAUUAUUAAGAUGGGGGGGUCGGUCUAUUUAUAAAGGAAUCAUGGAGCCUUCAUCGCCUAUAUCAGACAUCAGACAUAGCCUACUGUAGGCUAAUGCUGCAAUGCCUCCACGCAAACCUUCGAUGACAAUAUAUUUCCACCUCACUGCCGCCGUGUGAUGGUGUAUCUCUUUGCUAAAGAACUCGUGGACAUUUAAAACCCUUCGAUACAAGACUAUUGAUUGAUGAUCUGACACUGCCAUGCGUGCUCUCGGGGCAGCAGGGUGUACAUGCUGGCAUCCCUUUACUGUCUCCACUGAACAAGAGUCUCUUUUCUCACCGAGGACUCGUCACCAUCUCAGAUGUAGCCGAACAGAGGUGACUGAACCAGGCCGCUGCACAGAGACGGAGGCCGGUUUGUUGUGCUCGGACUCGGCCGGAUGCUGAACAUGGUGCCACUUUACAGCUCUGUAUUGAAAACCUGCCGCCGGCACUUGUUUCUGUAAUUUUCCCCAGCUGUCUUAAAAUGGACGGGCUCUUUUUGAUAAACGCUAUUCAUGGACGUUGAACUCGUGCAUUGUAGGAUCUAGCCUGGACCGGCUUGUCGGGAUGUAGGGCGAAUUUACGCGGAUAUUUACCAAACGCAGUUCAGAAGAGAAAACAGCCCGUGUUCAUGGAGAUGGAUGGCGGGGGAGGUGCAUCUACACUGGGCUGCAUGAGAAAUAACGAGGACCCUGGCUCAGAGGAUUUCUCUCAGUUCCAACACAGACUGCUGUCUUUAUUGGCAGCCUAAAUAGUCCAUAUUCCACACUAAGAUUAUUCCGAUUUUUUUUUUUUCUGAGUGUCUCUGUGGCCCUCAGAGUCAAGACACCAGUCCUCAAUGGGCUGAUAUUAACUUCAGGUUAUGUGUUUAUCAGAGCAAAAUAUUCAAAACUAUAAAUCAUGAACCUAGAACCGGUUUAAGUUCAGUUUGGAUGAACUCUGCUUAAUUGUAACAGCAAUGUAGGACAUUGUUAUUACGUGUAUAACUGUUUUAUUAAUAAUAAAUGCAGCAAUUGAGGGACCAGAAUUCCCCCACUCAUCAGGAAUCAGACUGAAGGCAUCUUUUUUGAAGGAUUUCAUCAGAUCUGCUGAUUCUAAGAUAAACAAAUACUUGCCUCUCCUGUGAGAGCCUGUGGCAGCUUUCCAAAAGACACAAUAGUGGAAACAGUCAAUUAGGUUUUGGGGAGGUUACACUCAUGGCGUGUCAUUGUUUGACCUGAUGUACAUUGUCCCUGAGUGAACUUGCCUUUGGGAAUACAUGUUACUUACACACUGCCUAGCAACAGCACAGCAGCAACCGGCAACAGGAUUUGGCACAGUUUCAACAGGGAGAUGUGGUGAUGGGGGAGAGCAGUUGCAGCUCUCUGAUCCUCUGAUCCCCUCUCCCCCCACUGGUGGUCGAGGACGCCUCGUCUCUGUCGAUGGGCCAUGUAUGGAUUUUGUGCUUGAGUUGACUGAAGGCCGGCCUACAGCGUGAAACAGCAGUCAGGCUGCCAUGAAACCAUACGGCAGAGCGAGCAGCACAGCAGCCCCCCUGUCCUGCACCAGCUGUGGGGGCUGCUGCUCACCGCCUCCCCCUAGCCUAAUCCCGCCGGGGCCCCCCUCAUCUGUUACCUCCUCCUCCUCCUCCUCCUCCAUGCCCCCGAACAUGACCCCGCCACCACCGAUGUGCCCUGCCCCGGUGGUGCAGGUGGAGAAUGGCAGCAGCUGGAACUCCUCCACCAUCUCCUCCUCUGGCUCCCCAGACUCCCACCCGGGUCACCGCUGUGGCGCCAACAACCCCAACCCCUACUGGACAGCAGUGUUCGACUACGAGGCCACGGCAGAUGAGGAGUUAACCCUGCGGCGCGGGGACCUCCUCGAGGUUCUCUCCAAAGACUCCAAAGUGUCCGGGGACGAGGGUUGGUGGACAGGCAAGAUCCAGGACAAGGUGGGUAUCUUUCCAUGUAACUACGUCACAAGGGGGGACGCCACCAACUACCAGCAGCUGACCGCAGGAGGGCUGGUGGCAGGCGGGGUGGGUGACUGCCCCUUGGAAAUAGACUUCUCAGAACUGCUCCUGGAUGAGGUGAUCGGAGCCGGUGGGUUUGGGAAGGUGUACAAAGGAUUAUGGAGGAGAGAGGAAGUAGCAGUGAAGGCCGCCAGGCAAGACCCUGACGAGGAUAUUAGUGCCACAGCAGAGAGCGUGCGGCAGGAGGCCCGGCUGUUCUGGAUGCUCCGGCACCCCAACAUAAUCUCUCUGCGUGGGGUCUGCCUGCGGGAGCCCAACCUGUGCUUGGUGAUGGAGUACGCCAGAGGUGGGGCUCUUAACCGAGCGCUCGCUGGAAAGAAGGUUCCACCGAGGGUUCUGGUGAACUGGGCGGUCCAGGUAGCCACUGGGAUGGACUAUCUGCACAACCAGGCAUUCGUACCGAUCAUCCACAGAGACCUCAAGUCCAGCAAUAUCCUUAUCCUGGAGCCGGCGGAGCGGGAGGACUUGGGUGGGAGAACCCUGAAGAUCACGGACUUCGGUCUGGCCAGAGAGUGGCACCAGACCACCAAGAUGAGUGCAGCGGGGACGUACGCCUGGAUGGCCCCGGAGGUCAUCAAACUCUCCCUCUUCUCCAAGAGCAGCGACGUGUGGAGUUUCGGUGUGUUACUGUGGGAGCUGCUGACCGGCGAGGUUCCCUACCGGGAGAUAGACGCACUGGCGGUCGCUUACGGCGUCGCCAUGAACAAGCUAACACUCCCCAUCCCCUCAACGUGCCCUGAACCCUUCACUCAGCUGCUGGGAGAGUGCUGGAGCCCAAACCCCCGCAGCCGGCCCUCCUUCACCAGCAUCCUAAGACGACUGCUGGCCAUCGAGCAGUCGGCCAUGUUUCAGAUGCCUCUGGAGUCUUUUCACUCCUUACAAGAAGACUGGAGGCUCGAGAUCCAGCAGAUGUUUGACGAGCUCAGGGCCAAAGAGAAGGAGCUGAGGUCAUGGGAGGAGGCGUUGGCUCGGGCAGCCGAGGAGCAGAGGGAGCAGGAGGAGCAGCUUAAGAGGAGAGAGCAGGAGCUGGCGGAGAGGGAGAUCGACAUCGUGGAGCGAGAGCUGAACAUCAUCAUCCACCAGAUGUACCAGGAGAAACCCAGCGUGAAGAAACGGAAAGGACACUUCAAGAAGAGCAGAUUACUGAAGCUGGGCCGAGACAGCAACUGUAUCAGUCUGCCCUCUGGCUUUGAGCAUAAGAUCACAGUUCAGGCGUCUCCCAGUGUGGACAAGAGGAAGACUCAGGGGAGCGAGAGCACCACCCCGCCUGCCAGCCCGGGGGUCAUACCCCGACUGAGAGCCAUCAGACUGACGCCGAGCGACGGCAGUAAGACGUGGGGUCGCAGUGCUGUGUGUAAGAAGGAGGACCUGUCGACCAGCAAGAAGAAGGGACGCACCUGGGGGCCGAGCUCCACCCUCCAGAAGGAGAGGGUGGGUGGGGAGGAAAAAUUGAAGUCACUGGGUGAGGGGUGCAAAGUUUGGUCGUCCAGUGCACCCAACCUGGGCAAAUCCCCCAAACAUGCACCCAUGACCGCCGGCUUCUCCAGCCUCAAUGAAAUGGAGGAGUGCUGUGAGUUUGAGGAGUCACCGGGGUCCCUGCUGCCCUCAGAGACCAGCAGUAACGGGGCCACGGAGGACUCGGGGUCCCUGUGGGUCAACCUGGGGCCAAACACGUUGCCUAAUGUUGGGAAUACAAGCUCCUGUCAGGGGCCCGGCGGGCUGGGGACGGGGGUGAGCUACCAGGACUCGCUCCGCCGCUGUAGCCAGAGGAAGAAGAGCGACAUGCUGCUGUUGGGUUGUGCAUCUCUGCUCGCGUCUGUUGGCCUCGGACAAGACCUGCUGCAGCUGGGAAAACUACAGGUGCUCCAGGAUGAGCAGGACCUCAGAGAGGAGCAGCGUAAGAAGAAGGAGGGCAUCUUCCAGCGGACGGGACGUUUCCGUCGCAGCACCUCUCCACCCAGCCGAAACCUCUCCCUCUCCCUCUCCAGACACCACGACUCUGCUCUGCCCUGCAUGGACCCGUCUCCCUCUGUCACGCUCCUCUCUCUGUCCUCUCUUUCCGACUGCAACUCCACCAAGUCCCUCCUUCCCUCCGACCCGGACGACUACCCUCUGACCCCGUCGACGGGGCUCAAAACUCCAGCGGCGCCACCGGCUCCUGCCCUCAACCCGCUAUUGGACCUGCGGGCGGAGAGCUUCAAGAAGGAGCCCAACCAGUCGCUCACGCCCACCCACGUGUCCGCAGCGAUGGCCCUGAACAGAGGACACAGACGGACCCCUUCGGACGGGGCGAUACGUCCCAGAGCUCAUACUCUGGGACACCACAGGACGCCGUCGGAUGGAAGCAUGCCCAUGCCUCCUCCACCGGGGGCACCACACUUCACUAAAAACAAAGGUACACAGGACACCCUGGACAUCCCGCGCCUACCCGACCCCUCCAUCAUCUUCCCGGUCCCCCAUCGGCGUAAAGCCCCCGCUCCACCGAUCCCUGACGCGGUCCCUCUCUGCCUCGUCAGCCCCCUUGAGAGACCCAAGACCCUGGAGUUUGCCCCCCGGCCUCGGCCCACCCCGGCCAGGAUGAGAGCCGACCCCUGGAAGCUGGGCUCCCUCUCCCGGACCCUCAGCUCGUCGCCGGGCAGCAGCUGCGACAGCCCCCUCGGCUCGGGGGACAGCAGCGCCAGCACCACGCGACCAAACCUGAUGGACAUGGACGUGGAGGGCCAGAGCUCGGACCAAACUGUCCCUCUGUGUGGACAGCGGAAGCUCGCCGCCCUGUGUGGACACGAGUACUCAUAGUGAAAAAAACAGCCAAGUCUACUUUUUCUGCAUUCAAACCCAUUCCAGGACUUUAGAACUUGGACUGAAUGCCGACUGAUGUCUGAGCCAAGCAAAGUGCACUCACUGAAGUUUGCAAAAAGAUCCCACAUGUCACGUUUAAGGCACUUACUGGAAGCCAUUACUCCCAUGUGUCCCUUUAGUGUCCUGUGUGAAACCCUGACAGCAAGUCUUUCCCUGAUAGAGCUCUGUAACCUGCACGACACUGAGGGUCCUAGAGGCCUUUUAAAAGCCUUGUAGUGUGCUCACCCACCUACCUUACCCAACGCCUCUCUCCCUCCUAGUAAGCCAUCUCCCCCUGCUUCUUAGUGCCCCCUUGACAAGGACACGCUCACAACCUUCAAAAGCCAUUCACGUACUUAAAAAAGCCACUUUGCUAACUUUUCAUUCCGACUCGUCUUCCUUUGCGUUUAGCCUCUCUGUGUAGCCGCCCACGUUCUGCUUGCUUCUCUCACUCCAAAGACAAAAAAUGUUCAUUCACAUUUAACCCUAAAUGUUUCAGGAGUGUUUCAUUCACAAAAAAACAGGAGCAGGACUGUUUAAAAAUUCUUAAUAGAGAGUGUCUUUGUUCUUAUUUUGCACACCACUUGUUCUGCCGGAGCACAAACAUCUUCCAUAAACUCUGCCUUCAUCCUCAAAUGUGUCAUCUCUCUGCAUGGGGGUCAUCGUCCUCUCCCCUCAAAGACUGAGACAGGAAAAAGCCUUUUUAUCUCACAGCACUGGUGGACCGGUGAUAUCCUCGUCUUGUACAGUUUAUUUUUUCUCAGUGCUGGCAACAUCCCAUUUGCAACCCGUUUGCAAAAUGUUUUUCUAUUGGUUUGGCAGACCAGGUGUGUUUCUCUCUGUGUGAAUGUGUAUAUAUUUAACUGUACAAGUGAGGAAGAACAAAAUGGGUUCUUUUGUUUGCGUGCUGGUGCUUCUUCAGUGCAUGUUGUUUUAGGUGUGAAUGGUUUUAGCUGUACGACGAUGUGCAGCACUUCUUCAAAAUAAGAUCUCAUCCGUUUGUCUUUUACACGUUUAACAUUCCUCACUCGCAGUCAGUAGCACUCUAUGUGGAUCGAGCUCAUGCCAUUGAAAUGGACACAGAAUAAGUGACCACUGAGGGAUUAUGCUACCAGAUUUCAACGUCAACCUCAUGUUGGACUGUUUGGCCCCUAGACAUUCUCCUCUGACUGGUUGUCUUCAACAUCAGUGGCACUUUAGGAGCCGUGUUGUGCAGCUGGUAAGCCUCUCUGUGGAUCAGUGGACUCUACUUACGGCUGACAAAUCAACUUUUAUCUGCAGUCAUUUUCGCCCAGUGGUCGAAAAUUUUGUCUUGGCUGCAGGUGGUAUUUUACUUGACAGUGCAAAUUUCUCUAUUUGAGUGUGUGUGUGUGUGUGUGUGUGUGUGUGUGUGUGUGUGCGAAUAUGCGUGUGUGUUCUUAUUUGUAUUGGAUGAUGACAAUCCCGUUGGUAGAAGAGUAAGCCCAAACUCGUUCUCCUUGUGUGGUUAAGAACACUGAGUAUUUAUUAAAUUUAUUGUUAUUAUUGAAAAGAUUCAUUGUUAUUACGAUGCUCUUCCUGGGAUAUCUGUAUAUAUUUGUUAAUAUAACAGGAAAAACCAAGGAAAAAAACCUGCUUACUGAAACGUCCAUGUUGUCUCCUGUCUCAACCUGUGACAUUUCUGGGUUCAAUGAGGAAUAAGUGUGAAACGUGAUGAAUGAGAGACGAAUAAAAAAACUA